Zerene cesonia (dogface butterfly) is the source of this 1791-nucleotide messenger RNA. It is a transcript of the gene Mpi, whose product is annotated as mannose-6-phosphate isomerase. Gene Ontology annotation, cellular component: cytosol. The transcript is spliced from 7 exons. Lineage: Eukaryota; Metazoa; Arthropoda; Insecta; Lepidoptera; Pieridae. Gene Ontology annotation, biological process: carbohydrate metabolic process; GDP-mannose biosynthetic process. Bases 228 to 1439 code for a protein of 403 amino acids. Gene Ontology annotation, molecular function: zinc ion binding; mannose-6-phosphate isomerase activity. The record is from RefSeq and is a predicted model, not a curated record.
UUUAUUAUUAUGGUGAUAAUAUCGAAUGUAUACCAAUAGUAAUAACGAUAUCUUCAAGCAUCAAUAAAUAACUGUAUAUUUUAAUAGAUAGUCAAACACGGACCAAUUUAAACAAUUGGAGCUUCAUUAAAAAUGAGAUAAGCGCUCCUAUUCGUUUAUACGCUUUGCUUGUUAAAUUACAACAAAUAAUUCACUUGCCAUACUUUUACAUUAUAUUUGAUUUGAUUAUGGAGCUCCAGUGCAAAAUCCAAAAUUAUGAAUGGGGCAAAUUAGGUUUGGACAGUACAGUAGCAAAGCUUGUAGUGAAUGCAGAUCCGUCCAUGACUAUUGAUCCGAAUAAGUCUUAUGCAGAAUUGUGGAUGGGUACUCAUCCUAAUGGACCAUCCCUCAUCAUAGAAAGAGAUAUCCACUUAUCAGAAUAUUUAAAAAACAACCUGGAUGCAAUCGGACCAGAUGUAAGGAGGAAGUUUGAUGUAUCUGUACCAUUUUUACUAAAGAUCUUGUCUGUGAGAAAAGCUCUGUCUAUACAAGCACACCCUUCAAAGGCACAUGCUGAAGAGCUUCAUAAAAAUUUUCCUGAGUUAUACAAGGAUCCUAAUCACAAACCAGAACUGGCUAUUGCUCUCACACCAUUUGAAGCACUCUGUGGUUUCCGGCCUAUUUCUCAAAUAAAGGAGUAUAUUAACAAGUUGCCAGAACUGAAAGAAAUUCUAUCAGAGGCUAGUGUAAAUGCUCUAGAACAAGGUGCUGUUGAUGAUAGUGCUUCAUUACUUAAGGAUGUCUUCCAAUCCUUGAUGACUUCUGAAAAGAAUACAAUAGCUAGAGCACUUGAAAAUGUAAUGAAAAAAUUGCAAAGUGAAGAUGAAUCAACACAGUCUAAACUUCUGUAUCCACUACUCAAGAAGUUACACUCAGAUUAUCCCGGUGAUGUAGGUUGCUGGGCCCCAUACUUCAUGAACUAUAUACAGCUGCGUCCUGGACAGGCUAUAUUUUUAGGGCCCAACUUGCCGCAUGCUUAUUUAAGUGGAGAUUGUGUUGAAUGCAUGGCAUGUUCGGAUAAUGUAGUACGAGCUGGGCUAACACCAAAACACAUAGAUGUUCCCACGCUCAUCAACAUGUUAGACUACACUAGCUAUCAACCAAAUGAGUUACUAUUUGUUCCUCAAAUUGAAGAUCCAAAUAGUUGCAUUUGGAGGCCUCCUGUGCCAGAUUUUGCUGUGGUUAAAAUACGGGUAGAAAGUGGGGAUUCAUACAACACAAUUGUACGUCCCAGUCCAAGUAUUAUCAUAAUAAUCUCUGGUAAAGGCGAAGCCUGUGACACUGAGCCCAUACCAGCUCGUGCCGGAGUUGUUAUCUUCUUGAAGGCCAGUCGCCAACUGACCCUAACGCCCUCUGACGGUGAACAUAUUGAGGCUUAUCAGGCCAUUUGUAAUGUUUAGUGUUUGAUAAUUAUUAGAACAAAUUUACAAAUUCUUUUUUUGUAGUCGGUAAAAUUGCUUUCAUAAACUUUUAACCCAAGUCAAUUUUUUUUAAAUAAUUAAAUGAAACGAGAAAAUUAAGAUUUAAGUUCAGUAUUAUGACGCUGUUUAACCAAAGUAUAAUUUGAGGCUUAUUAUUUUAAAUUUUCAAGACUAUAUUAUGUAAAAGAAAAUUUAAUUUUCUCUUAUCCUCAAAUUAUUUUUUUUAAAUAAUUAAACUAUAACAAGGAUAAGGAAAAGGAAGCAAUAAUUAUCCUAAACUAUGUUAUACUAUGAUAAAUAAUUAUAGAUAAAUGUAUGGUUUGGGUUAUUU